UGGCGGCGGCGGCGGAGGCGGGAGCAUGGUCCAGGCCCGGUGGAGUCGGGGGCCCGGGCGGGUACGCCCCGCCGCCUAGUAAGCUCCCGGGCGGUGCGGCCCGGGACGAACCAGCCACGCCAAGCCCGUGGAGAACGGGGCCAAGGGAGGGAGCACAUGAAUAUUCAUACCCGCUGGCGCAUGAGGGAGCCAGCCAGAAUACUGCUGGGUGUCAUUGGAGCGUUCCUGUUUCCCGGUGACCGGUGACCGCAGAGGCAGCCUGAGAGUCAGACGUGGCUCAGACAGGGAGAGGAGAGGGGAUGCCAGCUACGGCCUGAGGUGUCUGAGAUGCCACUGCCACAGAAGAAGCGCUGGGUGUCCAUGGCCAAGGGGCUGGUGCUGGGAGCACUCUUCACUAGCUUCCUGCUGCUGCUGUACUCCUAUGCUGUCCCUCCACUGCACGCCGGCCUGGCCUCCAUCAGGACCCCAGAGGGUGCAGCACCCUGCUCCCCGGCCCCUGGUGAACCAGAGGCGCCCACCCCUGCCAACGGUUCUGCAGGAGGGUGCCAGCCUCGUCGUGACAUCGUGUUCAUGAAGACACAUAAGACGGCCAGCAGCACGCUGCUCAACAUCCUGUUCCGCUUUGGCCAGAAGCACGGGCUCAAGUUCGCCUUCCCCAACGGCCGUAACGACUUCCACUAUCCGGCCUUCUUCGCCCGCAGCCUGGUGCAGGACUAUCGGCCGGGGGCCUGCUUCAACAUCAUCUGCAACCACAUGCGCUUCCACUACGACGAGGUCCGAGGCCUGGUGCCGCCCAACGCCACCUUCAUCACGGUGCUCCGCGACCCUGCCCGCCUCUUCGAGUCCUCCUUCCACUACUUCGGCUCCGUGGUGCCCUUCACGUGGAAGCUCUCAGGCCGCGACAAGCUGGCCGAGUUCCUGCAGGACCCAGACCGCUACUAUGACCCCAAUGGCUACAACGCCCACUACCUCCGCAACCUGCUCUUCUUCGACCUGGGCUACGACAGCGGCCUGGACCCCGGCAACCCGCAGGUGCAGGAGCACAUCCUGGAGGUGGAGCGCCGCUUCCACCUGGUGCUCCUGCAGGAGUACUUCGAUGAGUCCCUGGUGCUGCUCAAGGACCUGCUGUGCUGGGAGCUGGAGGACGUACUCUACUUCAAGCUCAAUGCCCGCCGCGCCUCGGCCGUGCCGCGCCUCUCCGGGGAGCUGUACCAGCGCGCCACGGCCUGGAACGUGCUGGACGCCCGCCUCUACCGCCACUUCAACGCCAGCUUCUGGCGCAAGGUGGAGGCGUUCGGGCGGGAGCGCAUGGCCCGCGAGGUGGCCGCCUUGCGGAGCGCCAACGAGCGCAUGCGGCACAUCUGCAUCGACGGGGGCCGAGCCGUGGAUGCUGCCGCCAUCCAGGACUCGGCCAUGCAACCUUGGCAGCCGCUAGGCGCCAAGUCCAUUCUUGGCUACAACCUCAAAAAGAGCAUUGGGCGGCGGCACGCGGAGCUUUGCCGUCGCAUGCUCACCCCUGAGAUCCAGUACCUGAUGGACCUUGGCGUUAAUUUGUGGGUCACUAAGCUCUGGAAGCUCAUCCGGGACUUUCUCAAGUGGUGACAUCCUGCCCACCAGCAGCCCCCUCUUCCGGCUGGAUCGCUGAGGAGGGGCCGGGCAGGGGCCUGCUGGCCAUCCCUGCGCCCUCCUGGUGCCACCCCAGCUCUGGGGGUAAGGUGGGGCUGCUGCAGGGCCUGUGCACACAGGGCCCAAGAUCAGUAUUUGAAUAAUUAUAGCUUUUUUAAAAGUUAAAUCCCCUCCCUUCCAAAAAAGAAUGUUCUAUUUCCUGCCUCCUCUUAAAGGGGAGACUUCAGAAGUAAAGGAAUUUGAUGUUGUGUUUUUUGUUAA
Messenger RNA from Suricata suricatta (meerkat), 1887 nucleotides. It is a transcript of the gene GAL3ST1, whose product is annotated as galactose-3-O-sulfotransferase 1. Gene Ontology annotation, molecular function: galactosylceramide sulfotransferase activity. Gene Ontology annotation, cellular component: membrane. The transcript has 4 exons. The coding region runs from base 328 to 1602 and encodes 424 amino acids. Gene Ontology annotation, biological process: galactosylceramide biosynthetic process; myelination. Lineage: Eukaryota; Metazoa; Chordata; Mammalia; Carnivora; Herpestidae. The record is from RefSeq and is a predicted model, not a curated record.